AUGACUGUUCUCGUGACGGUCGGGGCGUGCUACAUUGACACAAUAAUAACAGUUGAUCAUUACCCCAGUGAAGAUGAGAAGCUGCGUGCGGCGAGUGUCUCACGACGACUCGGUGGGAACACCGCUAACUCACUGGUCGUCCUUCAGCAGCUACUUGAAUGCAGACCAAGCAUGGGUGUUCAACAAAUUCAUAUGCCCCUUUAUGCUGUGGCAGUGUUGCCUGCGAAAUCUUCGGCUGCCGUAAAGGUGGUUGAGGCCUCCUUGGCUCCGAAGGUUGACCUUCAGCACUGCAUAUACCGUGAGGCGUUCAGCGAGCCUGGGUCCAGUUAUAUCAUUCGGAGUCAGUCUUCUGGCACCAGGACAAUUGUCAACGACAAUCAACUUCCAGAAAUGACCAUCAAUGAGUUUACCCGAAUAGCAGAUAGUCUGCCCGCUGGUCCAAAAUGGUUUCAUUUUGAAGGCCGUAUACCAGAUGUGACUUUGCAGUGUAUACGACAUAUCCGUCAGAAUUUUCCUGCUGACAAGAUCAGUGUGGAGAUUGAAAAGCCAGGUCGUGCAGGUUUGCAAGAGUUAGCUGUCGAAGCAGACGUGGUCUUCUAUUCUAAAAGCUGGGCUCAGGGCCAUGGCUAUCAAUCGCCCGACGAUCUCUUGCAAGCACAAUCAUCAGUAACAUCUAAAUCUUCGAUCUUGUGCUGUACGUGGGGCGAAAAGGGAGCGGUAUGUCUCGACAAGCGCUGCAUGGAGUAUAUUCAUUCGCCCGCAUAUAUGGAUGCGAAAGUUCCAAUUGUUGACACGGUCGGGGCGGGCGACACUUUCAUCGCCGGCAUGCUGUAUGGAUUGAUUUGCCACGAGAGUGACUAUAGCCUUCAGAGAAUGAUGGCCUUCUCAAAUCGCCUUGCAGGACGAAAGAUUACUCAAGAAGGCUUUGAAGGGCUGGGGAAGUACAUGGCAGAGCAUCUGUAG
Molecule: messenger RNA, 963 nt
Organism: Coccidioides posadasii C735 delta SOWgp
Lineage: Eukaryota; Fungi; Ascomycota; Eurotiomycetes; Onygenales; Onygenaceae
Biological process (GO): fructose metabolic process
Molecular function (GO): ketohexokinase activity
Source: RefSeq, a predicted model, not a curated record